UCUCGCCCCUUUCCUCCCGCCCCUCUGAUUGAUCGCCGAAAAGAAGCUUUUGGCAGCGUUCCGCUUCACCGCGGCAUCUCUAAAAGCACCCCAUCCGACGCCGACGCCACGCCCCGGAGCACUCACCAGACCCAACCUGCUCUCCUCACCUCACCUCAGCUCCCUCCCCACGUGCAAACGCGGCGCGGCGCCGGAGGAAUCGAUCGACAGAGGAGGCGGCGAUGAAGAAGUGCGCGUCGGAGCUGGAGCUGGAGGCCUUCAUCCGCGGCCGGGGCGCCGCCGCGGCCGCCGUCGCCGAGCAGAAGCCCGGGCACGCCGCCGCGGCCGCCGCCGGCACGCACGGGCCGUUCGGGGUGUUCUCCGCCGCCGACCUCGCCGGCUUCGGCUUCGCCGACUCGAAUACCCUCAAUGGAGGCAUUCACAAUCAUCUGUGGUCCCAGUCCCCAAACCUCGGUGCAAGGCUUCCUGCGGUCUCCACAACAAUCGACUCUCAGUCGUCAAUCUAUGCAGCAGCAAGUCCCACGUCAGCGACUAAUCUAAGUAUGAAAGAGAACCAAGGUUUCGGAGGCACCAGUGGUUCAGACUCCGACAGCGAAUCGAUGUUUGACAUGGAGGGUGGCCUGUGCGACCAGAGCACAAACCCAACUGACGUGAAGAGGAUGAGACGGAUGGUGUCCAACCGGGAGUCGGCUCGUCGAUCAAGGAAGAGGAAGCAAGCUCACUUAGUUGAGCUCGAGACACAGGUUGAUCAGCUCCGGGGCGACAACGCGUCCAUCUUCAAGCAGCUGACUGACGCCAACCAGCAGUUCACCACCGCGGUGACCGACAACCGGAUCCUCAAGUCGGACGUCGAGGCGCUCAGGGCCAAGGUGAAGCUGGCAGAGAAAAUGGUGUCGCAGGGCGCGCUGUCGUGCGGGCUGGGCCACCUGGGCCUGUCGCCGGCAGCUCUGGUCCCGGACGGGCUUGCCGGGCUGGACUUCCUCCCAGGCGGCGGCGCCGACGAUGCGUGCUUCGCGAGCCUGUCCCCGGCCGAGCAGGUGCAGGGCUCGCCGAUGCAGAGCAUGGCCAGCCUCGAGAGCCUCGAUCACGGUGGCCGGAUGCCCGGCGGCGGCGACGUCUGGGGCUGGGACUCCAACUCCAACGGCGCCUUGUCCAAGUGAGAGCCACGCAGACAGCUGCUGCUGCUGCCGCUACGUUCCACAUCUGCCUUAGUAAUCUGUAAGAGAGGGCGUCGUUGGGUUCUUACUAGCUGAUGAAAACUCCUGAUGGACUUGAGUUUUUCAGAGUCCUCUCGUGUCCUGUCAGUUACUAUCACUUAUCAGUACCUUACCUAUCGGUAUAUGUUUGUGCUAAGUGGCUAAACUCCGAUGCAUUAAUACUGUGGUAAUCCACUAUUAAAGAUCUUAAUUAGAAGAUGGUUGCAUUAGA
Molecule: messenger RNA, 1428 nt
Organism: Brachypodium distachyon (stiff brome)
Lineage: Eukaryota; Viridiplantae; Streptophyta; Magnoliopsida; Poales; Poaceae
Product: bZIP transcription factor RISBZ4
Exons: 6
Coding region: 222-1160 (312 amino acids)
Biological process (GO): regulation of DNA-templated transcription
Molecular function (GO): DNA-binding transcription factor activity
Source: RefSeq, a predicted model, not a curated record